Angiostrongylus costaricensis is the source of this 207-nucleotide messenger RNA. The record is from the annotation of a GenBank genome assembly. NCBI's taxonomy places the organism in Eukaryota, Metazoa, Nematoda, Chromadorea, Rhabditida, Metastrongylidae.
AUGAUUAAUCGUGACAACGAUGACUUCUUGAAUACAGAAUCGAGUCGAGGUCGUCAGUGGCGAAGAGCGCACAGCUCGAACAACAAGGUCAAUAGGCUGUCUCAACGGCGUUCUCUCAAUCCUGUGGCCGAUCAAUACCCAUCGGAUACCUGGGAACUCAAAAUGUGGGAAAUGGAGGACAUCAUGCUACGGCUGGAAGUGCUCUGA